Mercurialis annua (annual mercury) is the source of this 954-nucleotide messenger RNA. RefSeq names its product adenylate kinase isoenzyme 6 homolog. Lineage: Eukaryota; Viridiplantae; Streptophyta; Magnoliopsida; Malpighiales; Euphorbiaceae. Gene Ontology annotation, cellular component: cytoplasm; nucleus. Gene Ontology annotation, molecular function: ATP hydrolysis activity; AMP kinase activity; ATP binding. The transcript has 3 exons. The record is from RefSeq and is a predicted model, not a curated record. Bases 45 to 581 code for a protein of 178 amino acids.
AACGAAAUAUCCAAAAAAAAUCAAAACCAAUUGUAACGGUGAGCAUGGCGCAAGAUAGCAACAAGAGAACGAAACCAAAUAUACUGAUAACGGGAACUCCCGGAACAGGAAAAACGACGACGUCUUCUGCUCUAGCGGAAGCCACUCAGUUUCUCCACAUAAAUAUCGGGGAUUUGGUCAAAGAGAAGAACUUGCACGACGGCUGGGACGAUCAGUUGGAUUGCCACGUCAUCAAUGAGGAUCUGGUAUGUGAUGAGCUUGAAGACAUAAUGGAAGAAGGUGGAAAUAUAGUUGAUUAUCAUGGUUGUGAUUUCUUUCCGGAGCGAUGGUUUGAUUAUGUUGUAGUGCUUCAAACUGAUAAUCCCAUCUUGUACGAUCGGUUAAGCAAGAGGGGGUACUCGGAAAACAAGAUUACAAACAAUAUUGAAUGUGAAAUUUUCCAAAUUUUGUUGGAGGAGGCUAAAGAAAGUUACAAAGAAGAUAUUGUUGUGGCAUUACGGAGUGAUUCGGUCGAGGAUAUAAGUAGAAAUGUUGCUACUUUGACAAACUGGGCGAGGAGCUGGCAACCUGUCGUAUUAUAAUUUGACAAAACACCGGGACUGGUAGUCCUGUUUCUGCGUGUUCCUUUUCCAGGUGAAUUAGCUGUUCUGGUUGUUAGAUUUUAUUUGAGAAGGUUUUUGUUGCAUCCAAUUUGCUUGUGUGACCUCAUGAGUCAUGACUUGGUAGCUGUUGGUAGUUAGUUGAAUUCUGGUUUUGAAUAUGGUUUUACAAUGUAUUUAGACUACGAAAAAGCUCGAGUCGAGCUUUCUCCGAGCCAAAUAUUGAGCUGCUCGGUUUGUUUACAACCCCAGUUUUGAUAUCUUUCAAGUCUUGUGGCCAUUGCUUCUGCCAUUAGUUUGGUAUUCAAUGGAUUACAAAGAUACUAUUUGUUAUAAUCGAAGCAUUUUUUUAGUA